GUUUUACAGCGGUGCAUGAUGGUCAUUGUAGUUUGAGCGCAGGGCAGUGGUUGUUUGUUUACUCAGCGGGUCGAAGCGGACCCUCCUCUGUUGUGCUGUGUGCGGCAGCUACAGAGCUUGUACUCAGUUUUAAUCUAUCCAUCCAUCAAUUUGUAAAUAUGAAGUACUGAGUAUCUGUUAUAUUAUCGUCGUGUACGCCGCCGCCUUCUGGGGCAAGGAUGAGGGACCUUCAGAGCAUUGACAGCUUGCUCUUGCAAGAGCUGAGGUCAUGUUGUGCUCUAGAGUACAACUUUCUUCCCAGGGAAACUGGCCUGAAGAUGAUUGAGUCUGCUCCCACAGAGAAUUACAAUGGAGUAUCAGCAAAAUGCAGAGAUGCCAAGGUGGAGGAAUUGUGGGGUCUCACCAACUUCUUUGGCUACAGCACCCAGACUUUUGUUCAAGCUGUCAGUCUUCUGGACAGAUUCCUCACCGUUAUGAAGGUGCAGCCCAAACACUUGCCCUGCAUUGGAGUCUGCUGUCUCCACAUUGCAGCCAAAAUGGUUGAGGAGGAGUGCAAUAUCUCACCCACCCAUGAACUCAUUCGCAUCAGCCAAAGCAAGUUCACUGUCUCUGACCUCUGUCGUAUGGAGAAGAUCAUCUCAGAGAAGCUCAGCCUGGAGCCCAAAGCCGUCACAGCCUUAACCUUUAUACACCUCUACCACUCAGCCUUCACAUCCCUGUCCAUCGAAAGGGAGGAGAUCCCAAGCAUUGGGAGACUGGAAGCCCAGCUAAAAGCCUGCUUAUGCCGCCUUGUUUUCUCUAAGGCAAAACCAUCAGUGCUGGCAUUGUCCCUCAUUGCUCAGGAGUUUGAAGCCCUUCGGUCCAUCAACAUGUUGAAGAUUAUACAGCAAUUCCAAAGACACCUAAAGAUCAGUGACAGCGAGCUGCUUCACUGGAGAGACCUUGUGGCCAAGUGCAUGACUGAGUACUGCUCAAGUGAAUGUAAUAAACCAGACAACAAAAAGCUCGUUUGGAUUGUGUCCAGGCGAACAGCACAGAACCUGCAGGCCAAUCACUUCAGUGUUCCUGGCCUUCCUACCAUUCCAGAGGGGAGCUGGGAUGAGAGCGAGAGUGAGGACUCCUGUGAGGACAUGAGCUGCGAAGAGGACAGCCCAUGUGGCUCUCCAGGCAGUGAUGGAGAAGGAGCGUUUUUCCCCUGCGUCCUCCACAAAGCCAGAAAGUGAUGCGCCCCUCGCUGUCUGUAGUGAUGGACGUGCAGCUGUCCCCUCAGUUGUAACAGCUCUAAUGUGGUCCCCAUUUUUCAGAGCAAACUGUUUCCUUUUACUUAACCAUAUCAUAUGCACCGUAAGGAUGCUAGGCAACAGGUCUGGGUCAUCAAGUGCCUGUGUUAAUCCAGUUUACUGUUUGCGCUUUCUUUUUCAAAACCUCAUUGUAAUCACAUAAAAAUGAAAAUUGCAAUAUUCUGGCAGCUUGAUGGCAAUACGUCUGAAUGUCUUUUUUUUUUUUUUUUUUUUUAAAGAUGAUCAGUGUGUCAGUCUGUGUUCAAGCUUGACACAUUCCUGGAAACUUACUAAAGCACAAAGGAAACAGUUCUCUUAUAGAUGUCAGUCAUAAGGUACACCAACUGUUAAAUACUAGCAUAUCCUCAGUCUUUUUUUAUCUAACAGUUUUUAUACUUAAGGUGAUACAUAUUGUGCAAAUUUGUGUAAUACCUACAAAAUCUUAAUGCGACGUAAUACGAGAUUGUAGUGUGACUUUACAGGACUGUAUAUGCAUGAAGACAUCGAUGGAAGUAUGUGAUUGUGAAUGGACAUUGUUCAUGUUAUGCCAGAUAGCUUACUGUAAAAAUAUUUUCAAAAAGUGUAAAAAAAUGUACAUAACAUGUUAAAAAAAAGAGGAAAAAAAUAUAUGUUUUGUGAAUACUAUAUAUGUUGUGUUGUGUAUCAACAUAAUGUAACAAAUGAAUAUCCCUCCAAAUAAAAACCUCCCUUUUUA
Messenger RNA from Myripristis murdjan (pinecone soldierfish), 1995 nucleotides. Its product is annotated as cyclin-G2-like. The transcript is spliced from 8 exons. The record is from RefSeq and is a predicted model, not a curated record. The coding region runs from base 219 to 1223 and encodes 334 amino acids. Lineage: Eukaryota; Metazoa; Chordata; Actinopteri; Holocentriformes; Holocentridae.